This is a messenger RNA of Durio zibethinus, 2166 nucleotides long. Its product is annotated as putative WRKY transcription factor 7. NCBI's taxonomy places the organism in Eukaryota, Viridiplantae, Streptophyta, Magnoliopsida, Malvales, Malvaceae. Gene Ontology annotation, biological process: regulation of DNA-templated transcription. Gene Ontology annotation, molecular function: DNA-binding transcription factor activity; sequence-specific DNA binding. The record is from RefSeq and is a predicted model, not a curated record.
CUUGCAUUGAACAGGCAUCAGUUUGACUCGAAUCCUUCGCUUCUCUCCUUUUAUCAUAAUCAUCUUUCACCUUCUUUCUUUGCUUUUUCUUUUUUGCUUUUCUUUUUCAUCAUUAUUUCAAUUGAUUUUCCCUCUUAUUCUAAGUCAAGUUUUUUCUAUAAAACUGUUUCUGCUUUGAGUUAUCAAAAUUGUGGGCGUUGGGGGACUUGGGGUUCUUCUUGGAUGAACAUAGAUGGCGGUGAAAUUGAUGACGGGAUAUGACGGUGGUAAUAGUUUUGCUGGGAAAAUGGAGGAAACUGCUUUGAUAGAAGCUGCAACUGCUGGGAUUCAAGGAGUUGAAGAUUUGAUAAGAUUGAUGUCUAAAAGUCAUCAGGUUUACAAUCAAGAUGCUUCUUUUAAUACUUCUUCCCCGUCAGGUUCAGAGCCAGCUUUAGAAAUCCAAGCUGUUACAGAUAAGACUGUUAAUUCCUUCAAGAAGGUUAUUUCUUUGCUGGAUCGACCCAGAACUGGCCAUGCUCGAUUUAGACAUGCCCCUCCCAUUCCUCUCCAACAAGAAGAGAAACGACAGCAACUAGAUUCACAGCAAUCUCGGCAGAAGAUUCAAGAGUCAGGGAAUUGUUCCGUUCAAGUAACCAAAGAUCAGGUGUCUGCUUUUAAGCCUUUUUGUCCUAACCCAGGUCAUAGGUUGCCUCCUUUGCCUCAUAAUCACCACCAGAGUAAAAUCAGUCCUCUUUUGGUGGCAAAGGCUGGUCUUAUGGAGAGAAAUGAAGCUCCUAGUACUAUCAACUUCUCAUCUUCGCCUCCUUUGUCAGCUGGGAAUUCUUUUAUGACUUCAUUGACAGGGGAUACCGAUAGCAUGCAGCCAUCUUUCACUUCUGGCUUACAAUUUACUAGUCCUUCCCACGUCCCUUCCUCUGGUAAACCUCCUUUAUAUUCCUCUUUGAAAAGGAAGUGCAAUUCCAUGGAUGAUGCUGCUCUCAAGUGUGGAUCAUCCUCUGGCCGUUGCCACUGCUCCAAGAAAAGGAAAUCAAGAGUGAAGACAAUCAUUAGGGUUCCAGCUAUUAGCAACAAGAUGGCUGAUAUUCCUCCUGAUGAUUAUUCCUGGAGAAAAUAUGGCCAGAAACCAAUCAAGGGUUCUCCUCAUCCAAGGGGCUAUUACAAGUGUAGCAGCGUCAGAGGCUGCCCUGCAAGGAAACAUGUAGAGCGAGCUCUAGACGAUCCUAGGAUGCUGAUUGUAACGUAUGAAGGAGAACACAAUCAUAGCCACAACAUCACGGAUGCGCCAGCAGCUUUGGUCCUGGAGUCAUCUUAGUCCCACCACCUCAUUCAAUGGCCCAGAAAUGGUCAUCAAAAUUGAAUCAGACCCGUCAGGGCAAAUCUUCAAAGAUCAUGCUAUAUGUAGGGUUGAUCAGACUUUGGAUAGUCAACUUAGAGCCAGGGCUAUGACUCCAACAAAACAAGAAGAUUGAUUAGUGGGUACGCUAGCUGUUUAAAAUGACAAUAUAGGAUUCCUUGUUUUCGGUUUUGGCGCAAGAGUUUGUUCGGACAAAAAAAAAGAAAAAAAAAAGGCAUAGGGUAGGAGAUUGUGGAUUUGGUGGGAGUUGAAUGAUUCGAGUAGUGGGGGUUUUUCUUUUCAUCUUUCUAUUUGUUAAUGUUCUUAUACUCAAUUACCAGAAUUUUUUUCCCUUUCAUAUAUAUACAAUAUGGUGGUGGAUCUUGCUGAAGAUGCUCUCACUUUAAUUUGUUCCAGUGUCCACUAAAUCUCUGAAUUCUGAUCCAUCGUCCAUUAUUUUAUAUUUGAAGGCAAAUGGGUGUUGCAGUCAAUGAAAAGAUAAGAAAUUUUUUUCAUUUCUUUUUAACAAAGGAUGGUGUCUUGUUUAUGAAGGUUGACUCUGGCAGUGUGAUAAAGAAAGAAAAGAAAAAAAAAGAAAACUGUGCGGUGGUUCUUUUGCCAGCUUGUGAUUGUUUCCAACUCCAAUUCUGUGACUUUGUGGACAGAGGAUGCAAUCAUGGAUUUUGGUCGGAUUCUUGGAAUAGUGGUAGGGAAUGUAGAUUGUUUUAAGGGGAGGUGGGUGGUAAUGGUAUACUGCUAAUGGUUCUUGUGACAGCCCCAUUUCAAAUUGGACAAUAAUAGUAAGCCAAACUGGCCGGUCUGGUGUGUUGAUA